This is a messenger RNA of Entrophospora sp. SA101, 609 nucleotides long. Lineage: Eukaryota; Fungi; Glomeromycota; Glomeromycetes; Entrophosporales; Entrophosporaceae. The record is from the annotation of a GenBank genome assembly.
AUGCCUUAUGCUUAUGAAUGGGAUGAAGCUAAAAGAAUUCCUAAAGAAUUAUUCAUAAAAAUGGCUGAUGCCGGUAUUUUAGCUGGUGUUGUAGACUUUGAUCAUUUCGCAGAAUUUGUUCUUUCUGAUGAAUUGGCUCGUUGUGGUUCGGGUGGUAUUCUUUGGGGUUUGACUGGUGGUUUGGGUAUUGGACUUCCACCAAUUCUUAAAUUUGGUAGUGAAGAACUAAAGAAAAGAGUUGUACCUGAAUGUCUUUCUGGUCAUAAAAACAUCUGUCUUGCUAUUACAGAACCAUACGCUGGAUCCGAUGUAGCAAAUAUUAAAACUGAAGCCAAAUUAUCUGAUGAUGGUCAACAUUAUAUUGUAAAUGGUGAAAAGAAAUGGAUAACCAAUGGUACAUUUGCUGAUUAUUUCACUACUGCGGUCCGUACUGGAGGUCCUGGCAUGGGUGGAAUUUCUCUUCUUUUAAUAGAAAGAACAAUGCCAGGUGUUAAUACUCGUCAAAUGUUAUGUUCUGGUGUAUGGUCAUCUGGUACAGCAUAUAUCACAUUUGAUGAUGUAAAAGUUCCAAAACGUAACCUUGUUGGUAAAGAAAAUGGUGGAUUCAAG